UAAUUCAAUGAAACACGGGCGGUGAUGAUCUAUUUUUAUAUAUGUUACCUUCUUUAAAUAGCCGGUAAUAAAAAUUUCUGGUUGCGAAUAAUUACCAUUAUUUUUAACGCUCCCACGUUUGAGCAAUUUUUUUAUUGGCACGAUCUCGAACUUAAGGUUUGAAGCAUUUAUGCAACGCCUGUAAAUCUUUUUCGUAAGUACGGCUAAUCCUAAACAAUUGACACACUCAUAAUUUCAUGUUUGCUACGGCCCGAUUUAUAGUAAAUGAUCGUGCACCAUCUUUUCAAAAAGUUACUAAAAAAAUCGAUUUACAGUUUAUGAUACUUAUACUCGAAUUGUUUUACAUGUUAAAUAUAUAACUUCUAGUUUUGUUUACAUUUUCAAUUUUAUCACAGUAAAUAAAUUUACGAAGUGGUAGUAGUGCACAUCAAAACCUUUAGAUCGAGCUUAUAUAGAAAUAAAUAAAAUCAUAUUCAUAUAUUGUGGAAAUGGCCCCUAGCAUACCCAAUAAAAAGGCUGCCAGUCCUACCCCUGUUCCAUCAUCCUCAUCGUCACAAUCAUUAUCUAAAUCUAUUAGAAAUUUAACAUUUAAAGCAAGAUUUAAGCAUCAUUAUGGAUCAAAUAAUGAAAAGUAUGAGUCAAUUGUAAAAUAUCGAACAGCAACAGAACAUUACAUGUUUUAUAUUGAUGAAAAAGAUAUAGCUGAACAAAUUAAAGAAAAAGUAUUAAUUCCAAAAGAAUUGAUAACUAUAAAUAUUAAAGAUUUAGGUAUACCGGAUCCUAAACUUAAAGGUAUAGAUAAAAAUCAAAUUCAAAGUACAUUUCAACAAGAACUUGUAUUGAAUCUUAAAAAGAAUUCUUCUACAACUAUGCAAGCUUUAAAAAUCACUCAACCAUUUUCAUUACUGGAUUCAGUAUCUCGUCGUGGUUACCUUAUUAAUGCAGGUGGUAAUAUUACAUCAUCAUCAUGGCUUCAAAGACCAUUGGAUGAUACUAUAAAUGAACAUUAUCUUGCCGUAUCAGUAAUAUAUAAUCAAGAAGGUAUAGAGAAGACAAUAAAUAGUGAAGAAUUAACAUUAUUCCCUAAUAUAAGAGACGAAAAGCAUACCAUUAAAUCUGGUAUUCAAAUAUGGAAAUAUAAUCUUGAUAAUGAUAAAAUUGAAUUAAUAAAGUUUUAUGUAACUACAGAUAUUGGUGCAACUAAUAAUCUUAAAUGGUUACCUAUACAUAUAAAAGGUGAUAAGAAAUCAUUAGGUAUUCUAGUGGGGAAUUUCACUGAUGGUCGUAUACAUCUUUUAAAAGUAUCAUCCGGUGGACCUCAAUUUGCCGAAAUAAAUGAACCUUCACUUACAUAUUCCAUACCUCCAACUGCAGGUCUUGAAAGUUCAAUAACAUGUUUCGAUUUUGUAGGUCAUAAUAAGAUUCUCGUAGGAUUAUCUGAAGGAAGUCUUGCUGAAUUUGUUUUACCGUAUUAUGAUUUAAAAUCUCCUGAGAAUUCUUUUCAAAUCCCAUCAUUUAUAUCACGAGUUGCUAAUACUGCCAUAUCAUCUAUUAUGGUAGCUGAAGUAGAAUCAAAUCGAUCUGUAGUAAUAGUGAAUUCCCUUGGAGUUCAAACUCUUGCCUUUGAAUAUCUGAAUUUCAUCCAAGGUUUAGCCUUACCUUUAUUUACUAGAUCAUCAGUAGUACCUUCAUAUAAUCCUAAUCUUAAGAUAUAUCUUUGGACUCCAAAUCCUGAUACUACAGGAUUUAAUUUUAUAAGGAAUCCUGAAGAAGGUGCUAAUAUAUUAAUGAAGAUAGAUUCUUUCGUAACGGCUCUAAAAGUAUCGGAAAGAAUUGGUCAUCCAUUGAGCUUGACUGGAUCAGCUGGAGGUGACUUAUUUGUGGUUAAUUAUACUAGAAAAUUCUUAAAUGGUGGUAAGACUUCAAGUAAAACAACAAAGGUUUUAAAAUUAUGGAAAUUAAGAUUUAAAGAAAGUUUAGAGGUUGAUGCUGAUUAUGUUUUAAUGCCUAAUGAAGUAAACUCCCAAUUCCCAGUAGAACCACCACAAACAGUUAUAUCUACAAUAGAUUGGAAUGAAAAUCUUCUAGGUAGUUCUUUGUAUAGUGCAGGAACUUUAUCAGGUCUCCUUAUAGUAGAAAGGUUAGAUCCCAAAGCAUAAUAUUAAUAUAUAGCUAUAUAUUAAUGUAUA
This is a messenger RNA of Scheffersomyces amazonensis, 2189 nucleotides long. RefSeq names its product transcription factor TFIIIC subunit. Gene Ontology annotation, biological process: transcription by RNA polymerase III. The record is from RefSeq and is a predicted model, not a curated record. NCBI's taxonomy places the organism in Eukaryota, Fungi, Ascomycota, Pichiomycetes, Serinales, Debaryomycetaceae. The transcript has a single exon. Gene Ontology annotation, cellular component: transcription factor TFIIIC complex. Bases 489 to 2159 code for a protein of 556 amino acids.